Molecule: messenger RNA, 1728 nt
Organism: Mandrillus leucophaeus (drill)
Lineage: Eukaryota; Metazoa; Chordata; Mammalia; Primates; Cercopithecidae
Gene: MAD2L2
Product: MAD2 mitotic arrest deficient-like 2 (yeast)
Exons: 8
Coding region: 523-1161 (212 amino acids)
Cellular component (GO): zeta DNA polymerase complex
Source: RefSeq, a predicted model, not a curated record
CUCUUUUAGGUGGGCAGCUGCAGGAAUGGUGACUCGGGUUAGCUCAGAUGUGGCUGCCCUUAGUCCCCAGCUGCGCCCUCCCCUUUGCCCUCCCCAGCAACCCCUACCCGCCCUCUUCCGGCGCGUGCUAAAGCGAGAGAAACGCCCUCGGGGGAAGAUAUGUAGCAAUCCGAUGGAACUUGGAGAUCAACGUUGUGUUGUCUUCGCGCCCACCUGAAGUCGAAGGGAGGUGGAGCGGCGGGUCUCAGCCCCUCCCCGACGCCGAGACCCGGCCCCCGCCCCCCGGAGCCUAGUCCCCGCAGGCGGAACCGCUCUGUGCGAGGCCGGGUUUGGACUGCGCGGGAAUGGGCGUGGCCUGGGCGGGGCGGGCUCUAGGACCCGCCGGAGCGCCGUGAACGUCACCCAGCGGCGCCGAGGCCCCGGGUUGAGCGGGAGGCGCGAUCGGUCCGGUCGGUGGCUCCCCGCGGCGGGGCCGGGCCCGAUCUCGGGCGGGAACCGAACCCAGAGCCGGUAGCGGGAAGGAUGACCACGCUCACACGACAAGACCUCAACUUUGGCCAAGUGGUGGCCGAUGUGCUCUGCGAGUUCCUGGAGGUGGCUGUGCAUCUCAUCCUCUACGUGCGCGAGGUCUACCCUGUGGGCAUCUUCCAGAAACGCAAGAAGUACAACGUGCCAGUCCAGAUGUCCUGCCACCCGGAGCUGAAUCAGUAUAUCCAGGACACGCUGCACUGCGUCAAGCCACUCUUGGAGAAGAAUGAUGUGGAGAAAGUGGUGGUGGUGAUUUUGGAUAAAGAGCACCGCCCAGUGGAGAAAUUCGUCUUUGAGAUCACCCAGCCUCCACUGCUGUCCAUCAGCUCAGACUCCCUGUUGUCUCACGUGGAGCAGCUGCUCCGAGCCUUCAUCCUGAAGAUCAGCGUGUGCGAUGCCGUCCUGGACCACAACCCCCCAGGCUGUACCUUCACAGUCCUAGUGCACACAAGAGAAGCCGCCACUCGCAACAUGGAGAAGAUCCAGGUCAUCAAGGAUUUCCCCUGGAUCCUGGCAGAUGAGCAGGAUGUCCACAUGCAUGACCCCCGUCUGAUACCACUAAAAACCAUGACGUCGGACAUUUUAAAGGUGAGCUUCGUGGGGACGUGGGAAGCUUAUUUAGGGGCUGCUUAGGAAGUGAGGCCCGGCACUGAGGCCUUACUAGAGGGCUUGGGGGAGAGAACGAGGGAAUGCCUGGUGGAGAGCCCCUCCCGUCUCUAUUCUUCUCCACCUCGGCUAUGGCCACGAGGCCCCACCCUUGGCGGAGAUCUGCCCACCAGGUGCUUCUGUGUCCUCCAGCAGGGAUGCCCUGGCUGUCUCGCUGACUGUGGCUGUUUGUGUUCGUCAGAUGCAGCUUUACGUGGAAGAGCGUGCUCACAAAGGCAGCUGAGGGGGCAUCUGCCACCUCACUGAUGCCCGAACUGUCAGACUUUGGGGGAUCCCCGCCUAGGGCAGUGCUGCAUGGCUGCCCUGAUUCCAAGUGCUCUUAUCGCCUCUGUGUGUGGAUCGCCCGCCCCAGCCCGGGGCCGCUCAGGUCUGCUUGGAGGAUGCCUCCCCCAGGAGGCAGUGAAGUAUGCCGCAACCUCGACUUCUCAGCCUCCUGGGGUUCCGCCGGCAAACACUGUCUGUCUCAAAUACUGUGCUGUGAGUUCUUUCAAUAAAGGGGCCCCAAGGGCUGGGCUGAGCUGAUGCCAUCAUUAA